Messenger RNA from Hylaeus volcanicus, 1752 nucleotides. RefSeq names its product 5-methylcytosine rRNA methyltransferase NSUN4. Gene Ontology annotation, biological process: rRNA methylation. The coding region runs from base 114 to 1610 and encodes 498 amino acids. The record is from RefSeq and is a predicted model, not a curated record. Lineage: Eukaryota; Metazoa; Arthropoda; Insecta; Hymenoptera; Colletidae. Gene Ontology annotation, cellular component: mitochondrial large ribosomal subunit. Gene Ontology annotation, molecular function: methyltransferase activity. The transcript is spliced from 9 exons.
UGUCUGACUAUUUCAGUGGUAAGCACCCUCUGUUUUUCGUUUGAAACUUCACGAAGCGCAUAACCUCAACAUGCUAAAACUUUUUAAAUACAUUUUGUGAACAUUCUAAAGAAAUGGCUCUGCUAGUUAAUAAAUUAAGAUUAGGAGAACUUGUAAAAGUAUCGGUUAGGUACAAAAACGGACCAAAUCAUUGGAGUGUAUUAAGGAAAAAGAAAACUGCAAAAGACAAAGCAUUGCAACACUUUGAUGAAUUUUAUGGGUCUGUAUAUGGAGAUAAUUGGCAGGUCAUACGGGCUGCAUUACUGAAAGAAGAAAGUAAAUAUAUAGCUGUGGUUAAUAAUUUUAGUGAUACAGAAAGGAUAAAAUCAGAUUUGGAGUUGCUUGGUGCCUUCAAUUUGAAAGUAUUAUACAAUGUAUUUAAUGAAACUAUAGCUCAUUCUCCCAAGUCUGAAACUAUUGAGACUAAAAAUGAUCAGAGUUCAAUAGAUACUUUUAUAUCUAAUAUUAAGUCAACUGAAGUUGAGUCAAUCUAUCCAGCUGAUCAUGAACAUGUACCAAAGGAGUUAACAUCAGAAGAAAAUGAAGAGUUGAUUACAACUCAGAAACCACUACAAUCUAUACAAUUACAAUCUAUAAAUAAAGAUUUAAAUGAAGUAGCUAUAGAAACUAAUCGUAUCAUUGAUUCAUCCAAAAAUUUAUCUCUGCUUCAUGAGUAUAUACCUGCCACAAAAAUAAAGGGUUUGGAUGAUUGGGUACUCGAAUCCAAUCAUUAUGACUUUUACAAUAAAGCACCUGAGUUUAAAGUACAUAUUGUAAAAGAAUAUGUUCUUUCAUUCCCAAAACAUUUGCAUGCAUAUACUUUCGAAGCAGAAAGUAAAGUCAGGUUCCCAAAUCCAAAAAGAGGAACCACUGGUGUUCUAGAUUAUUAUUUGUUCGAUGGAGGAUCUAUAUUACCAAUAUUAGCCCUUGAUUUACAAUUAGGUGAUAUUGUGCUCGAUAUGUGUGCAGCACCUGGAGGUAAAGCUUUAACUAUUCUUCAAACGCUUUUGCCUAAGGUGGUGGUGGCUAAUGAUAAAGUGGAGUCUAGAGUGAACAGAAUAAACAAUGUCAUGGAGCAGUACGUAUUAAAUUUAUGUGAUGAGCAAAGUUUAUUUGUAACAGAACAGGAUGCUCGAGCAAUAGACGAGAAAGAUAUAUACAAUAAGAUUUUAGUCGAUGUGCCGUGCACAACAGAUAGACAUGUGUUACACUCUGACGAAAACAAUAUGUUUAAACCUUCUAGACUUAAGGAAAGAUUACAAAUCCCAGAACUUCAAUCCGAAAUUUUAACAAAUGCAUUAAAGUUGGUAUCAGUUGGAGGCAUUGUUGUUUAUGCAACAUGCUCCCUCAGUCCUAUACAAAACGAUGGUGUUGUGCACGUAGCAUUAAAAAAAGCAUGGGAAGAAAGUGAUUCCGUUAUGAUCGUAAAAGAUAUGACGGAAGCAUUGUCGCCUUUGAAGUGUAUCUAUAGAUUUGGCGAUAUUGAUUUAAAGUAUGGUCAUAUCGUUGUCCCUAGUCUCGGUAGUAAUUGGGGACCGAUGUAUUUUUGUAAAAUAGUAAGGGUACGAUAAAGUUUUGUUCCAGGGCUGCUCUUCACCGCUUCCAAAAAUAGUGUAAACUAUCGUUUCAACUAUGUACAAUCCGACAGUCGCGAAAAAUAUGAUUCGCCAGGCUCCUAUAGUUUGCUGUAAAUAGAAAUAUAUAAAAUAGUCA